CAUGGUAUGGUUCAUGUCCAGGAUUAAAGGUAUUGGUUCUAUAUUCUUCAGAAGAUGCACGAGGCAUGCUGAAAGCUGCUAUAAGGGAUCCAGAUCCUGUCGUGUUCCUUGAAAAUGAAUUGUUAUAUGGAGAUUCAUUUCCUGUCUCGGCUGAGGCCCUUGAUUCCAGUUUCUGUCUUCCUAUUGGGAAAGCUAAGAUAGAACGUGAAGGAAAUGAUGUAACAGUCAAUCACUGCUUUCUCGAAGAUGGUUGGCUAUGCUCUAAAGAUGAAGAGGAAGCUGGCGAAAGUUAAUCGGGCUCUGGGGAGCCCGACUUCUUGAGGAGGAGGAAGAGCUGAGAAUAAGGGAGCUGAUGAUGCUGAUGCUCAGAAACAUCAGAUGCUAAGAAAACAUCAAAGAAAAAGAAAGGUCUCACGAGUGAAGUUCUCAACAAUGAGAGGUUUACAGCUAUGUUUGAAAAUAAGGUAUUUCAUAGAGGUUCUGUUUAUGCAAAAAACUUGUUCUUCUUGAUUGCUGCUGAUAGUUAUGAUCAACCAAGUAGUACCUUGUUCCCAGGGAUUUGUGAAAUAGUUGGAACUUUAAUAACCUCUGGACAGUAAGUAAUAUAGAGACACUUGAAAAUGCACAAGAAAUGAUAAUCAUUAUACAUAUCUUUAGUGCAAAGAAUCACUUUUGGGAGCAAUGAGAUACAGAUAUAUCGGCUGGUCACGGGCUUGAGUAUUAACCGCCUUUAUCCUCUGAAAUUUAGGCUACAUCAUUGGGAUAUCUCUCAAAUUAGCGUGACAACCUUUAACAAGAGAUUGAAUUCAUUGUGACAAUAGUCUUAGAUUAGUCAGGGAAUUAAUUUGUUGGAAUGUGGAUGUGUGGACACUGAAAAUUAUUAUUUGGGGGUUGACAAUUUUUAAUGAACACUGAAACUUGUGAAGGAAGUUAGUGUCUUGAGAAAAAUAUGCGAAUUAUCCUGUAGUAGCACUUGAAUUUUCUGAUUGUUGUCUUGUCUUAUCCCUUAGAUUAAUAGGAAUUUUUGGUAUAAGUCGAGAUAAGUAGGUGAAACUAGCACUAGUGGCAUAUUAAAAAAAAAAUUGUGUGAAGUAUGUUCCAUUGACCGCAUCAAAUAAGCAAUGUUCAAGAAUCAGCACAAAAGCCUUUGUGUGAGCUUUUGGGCCAAAGCACUUUCAUCUAAAUAGUGCUCCUACAUUUCUUUUGAUUGAGGGCAUCAAACUUAGUGUGUCCAUUCUAGAACUUGCUUGUGUAAUACAUUUUGAGUUCACAUUCUUGUAAGAUUGGUGCAUGAAAGUGAUAAGGGCAGUUAGGAAUACCCCAUUGACCACAAAAGAGCCUACCUUGAAUUCACCC
Molecule: messenger RNA, 1356 nt
Organism: Sesamum indicum (sesame)
Lineage: Eukaryota; Viridiplantae; Streptophyta; Magnoliopsida; Lamiales; Pedaliaceae
Source: RefSeq, a predicted model, not a curated record